This is a messenger RNA of Sphaeramia orbicularis (orbiculate cardinalfish), 734 nucleotides long. It is a transcript of the gene il6, whose product is annotated as interleukin 6 (interferon, beta 2). The transcript has 5 exons. Gene Ontology annotation, cellular component: extracellular region. Gene Ontology annotation, molecular function: interleukin-6 receptor binding; cytokine activity. Gene Ontology annotation, biological process: immune response; cell differentiation. The record is from RefSeq and is a predicted model, not a curated record. Bases 48 to 734 code for a protein of 228 amino acids. Lineage: Eukaryota; Metazoa; Chordata; Actinopteri; Kurtiformes; Apogonidae.
CUACAAUCGACGGCCCCACACUCUCCCAGGGAUUACCGGCAGCUGUCAUGGGCUCUAAACUCAACUGGCCUUGGCUCUGUGUGUUGAUGCUGUGGACUCUGGUUCUGCGUGUCCCCGGGGCUCCGCUUGAACAGAUGCCCACCGACGGACCCACAGGUGACCCCUCAGGUGAAGGGGAAGAGGUGGGGGGCUCCUCGGACCUUCUGAGCGAAUCCAGGGAUUUGAAACUGAUCCUGGAUGCCACUGAUCUUCACAAGGAUGAGUUUAAAAAAGAGUUCUUAGGUGUGAUGCAGUAUCAUCUUCUGGACAACUACAGAAUCUCAUCACUUCCUCAAAACUGCCCUAGGUCCAACUUCAGCAUGGAGGAUUGUCUCCUCAGGCUGGUUGAUGGCUUGCGUGUUUACAGAGUUCUCCUCAAACAUGUGGAGAAGGAGUACCCAAGCAGCUCCGUCCUGUCCAGGGUCAAAGUGUCCAUCAACCCUUUGAUUGAGAAGGUCACAGAAAAGAUGAAGAGACCGGACAGGGCCACCAUGCUCACCAGCAGCCAGGAGGAGCAGCUGUUGAAGGAGUUGAACAACCUUGACAGUUUCCACAGAAAGAUGGUGGCACACAACAUCCUGCGCAAACUCCACCAGUUCCUGCGCAGCGCACAGCUCAGCAUCAGGAAAAAGGAGAUGGCUAAAGGGUAUUUGCUCGGAACAGUGACGUCAGUUAGUAUCCCUAAUAUGAAUUGA